AUGCGUGAAGUCUAUUAUUUGGAAGGAGACCUUGUAAUUGAUACAUGCGCUUGUAACGAUUCAUCACUAAUACCAGCGUCUACCUUACCCACCGAAUGCCUUAGUCCGGAUGGAUCAAGUUGUGAUUGGUACAAGAAUUGUCUCGAACGCGAAUAUUCAUGCCAAGGCACCCCGACUGAGCAUGUUCUCACCUAUGCAACAGCAUUUUGUGAACUCUACACGAAGCAUAAAGACAUAUUUUCUGGUCAGGCACAACAGUGGAUUAAUGAUGCACGUAAAUGUUUACAAAUGGCUCUUGUUCCAUUCGUUCGACCAUUUCUUAAUUAUAAUUGCCAAGCGAUUCGCGAUAAAGCAUUUACUUCAUACAAACCUUGCUAUCUCAGACCCUAUCCAGAAGCUGCAUCAAUCUGCCAUAUGACCAGACGAGAUUGGUUACGAGUAUUUUGGACGCUCAAAUCGGCAUUUAUUGCAUCGACACCAAUAGCCUAUAGUUCAUUGCAAAAGGCAAUUGAUACAUUCAAUGAAUGUAGUAUGGAUACCGAAGCGAACGAUUUCGGACACAUCUUUAAAGAAUUUAAACUUACACUUGAUAUUAUUCAAACAUCUGUAGAUAAUUUCAACGAAGAUCAAUCUAAUCAAAUUGCAGUCCGUAUUGCUCAUAGCCUUGCUAAGAUUGUAUUGGCGCCACCAACACGAUGGGGAUGGUACGCUUACGAAAUACCCUUAUUAACUUUGCCGAGUCAUACUGGAUACAAACAAAUGGCUGUUGAACUACUUGUUGCUGACUUACCUGGCAUCGUUAAUGAGACGUUGAUACCACCUGUCAAUAUAAAAUUUUUCCAACUUGUCCAUAUAUAUAUUAUUCAUCAUCCUAACCGAGAUGAUACUAAUAAUAAAUUGAACUCAGGUUUAUCAAAAUUUACAAUUUGCAUGCUGUUUGAAGAAACGGAUACAGAGGAAAGUGGUAAUUCACUGAGUGACCUGAGCAGUUUGGACAAUGAUUUUUCCAAAAUGCAAUUUGAAUCUUCAAGCUCCGAGGAAGAAGUUACUAAUGAUGAUGAUGAUGAUGAUGUGGAUUUACAAGUCUUUGGAUGA
Molecule: messenger RNA, 1095 nt
Organism: Rotaria sp. Silwood2
Lineage: Eukaryota; Metazoa; Rotifera; Eurotatoria; Philodinida; Philodinidae
Source: the annotation of a GenBank genome assembly